Volvox carteri f. nagariensis is the source of this 1551-nucleotide messenger RNA. RefSeq lists its product as uncharacterized. Bases 1 to 1551 code for a protein of 516 amino acids. Gene Ontology annotation, molecular function: ubiquitin binding. Gene Ontology annotation, cellular component: nucleus. The record is from RefSeq and is a predicted model, not a curated record. The transcript has 5 exons. Gene Ontology annotation, biological process: proteasome-mediated ubiquitin-dependent protein catabolic process. Lineage: Eukaryota; Viridiplantae; Chlorophyta; Chlorophyceae; Chlamydomonadales; Volvocaceae.
AUGGCGGACAGUGGAGGAGACCUAGUUGCAAACUUCAUGGCCAUUACCGGAGCCGACGACGGGGUGGCCAUCCAAAUGCUUGAAGCAGCCAAUUUUAACCUUGAGGAUGCGGUUCAACUCUUCUUUGCUGCCGAGGGGAACGUGGGUGGGGAUCAAGGCGCGGGCGCUGGAGGGGGAAGCGGCGGAGGUGACCAGCGCAAUGCCGCCUCACCCGGCCUUGACAAUACAGACCCAGAUGGCGUGCGGGCUCCACUACCAACGAAGAUUGAACGUCUCUACGGCGAUGACUUCGACCCACGGCCCAUGUACCAGUACCACGGCCUCAACGGCCGCCAGCAGCAGGCCGCACAAAUAGAUGUUUUCCGGGAUUUCCGUGCCGAGACGACGGCUGCCGCAUCUGCUGCACAGGGCUCCGGCACGGCCGCCGCUCCGGCCGCUGCAGCUGGUGGCAGCACGCAGGGUCUGUCGGGCCUGUUCAAGCUGCCGGCCGAUUUGGUGUUCAGCGGGAACGCAGACCAAGCCCGGGAACUCGCCAAGGUGGAGCGCAAGUGGCUACUGCUCAACAUCCAGUCGGCCACUGAGUUCGCGAGCCACCGGCUCAACCGGGACACCUGGUCGCAUGAGGCGCUGAAGGAGGUGCUCAAGGGCAUGUUCGUCUUCUACCAGACUCACGAGACCAGCGCUGACGGCCGGGCACUGAUCAAAGCGUACCGACUGGAAUCACAGGGGGCGCCCUCCAGUGCCUGUCCCGCUAUCCUGGUGGUGGACCCGCUGACGGGGGCACAGAUGUGGCACCGAGCGGGUUUCAUAGAUGCGGAGAAGCUCAUGGAGGAGCUGGUGCCGUUCAUGGACCACGGUCCUAUGGACGCGGGUACAUAUGCGCAGCGGGGAGGAGAGGACUGUGGGGGAAGUGCCGCCAAUCUGGCCCAGUCCAACAUCAAACGCAAGGCUGGAACCGCAGCAGGAGGCGCUGAUGCCGCGGCCUCUGCCAGUCGCCCCGGUGCCCCCAUGACCGAAGAUGAGGAGCUUGCUCUCGCAAUUGCCAUGUCUAUGGAGCGAGGUGGAGUUGCGGGUAGGGACAGCCCCAUGGCCGUCCGUGAAGAUGGAGAUCAAAUGGCGGAUGAGCUGGAUGAUCUGGAUGAGGCGGCCAUUUGGUCCCAGAUCCAGGCGGCGGAGCGGGCGGCGGCGACAGCGGCGGCGGGGGGGACUGGAGCGGGGGCCACGGCCGCUGUGAAGGACAAAACACCCGAGGAGGUUGCUGCUGAGGCCCUUGCCCGUGUGCCGCCCGAGCCCCCGGCGGGUGACUCGGAGGCGUGCCGGGUGGCACUGCGCAUGCCGGACGGCAGCCGUGUCACGCGCAGCUUCCGCCGCACAGAUACUGUGAGGGCAUUGUUCGACUUGUGCGUGGCACACGUGCCUGAGGCGGCAGCGGGCCGCAGUCUGGUCAUCACCCUUGCCGCUCCGCCCGGCCAACCGCCCUUGGACCCCGAGCAAACGAUAGGCGCUGCGGGGGUGGCUGGGGCCAUGUUGGCAGUCAAGCUCGGGGAGUGA